This is a messenger RNA of Sardina pilchardus (European sardine), 5783 nucleotides long. RefSeq names its product major facilitator superfamily domain containing 14Bb (gene slc71a2b). Gene Ontology annotation, biological process: transmembrane transport. Gene Ontology annotation, cellular component: membrane. The transcript is spliced from 12 exons. Gene Ontology annotation, molecular function: transmembrane transporter activity. Bases 305 to 1726 code for a protein of 473 amino acids. The record is from RefSeq and is a predicted model, not a curated record. Lineage: Eukaryota; Metazoa; Chordata; Actinopteri; Clupeiformes; Clupeidae.
AAGGCAUCAGGAAGAGUUCUAGGGAGUGAAACGAAAAGUCUCCGUUCGAGUAAUCUGGACUGGUUCUGAAAGUUGCCCGCGACAGCCUCUUUCGGCAGUAGCACACGGUUACGGAAUUGCUUUCUUGAGAUACUACUAGUUUUACUAGUUUAGCCGACCGUACAAAAUGGGUCGAUUUGUGAGCUAGUUAGGGUGCUAGCCGGUUAGCUAAUUAACGCUAGCUACCAAGAUUAGCUUGAAUAAGCAGGAUGUCAGUGAUGUCCCAGGCAGGCAAAACAUAAUAACUCCAUGCCUUGACCCUAUCAUGCCAGUCAAAAUCAUUAAAGAUUCAACAAUGACGAGGACCAUUGGGAGGGCGAAGGUGACCCAUGCAGUAGUGGUCAUAUUCCUUGAGUUUUUUGCCUGGGGCCUUCUGACGACACCCAUGCUGACGGUUCUGCAUGAGACAUUCCCAAAACACACAUUUCUUAUGAAUGGUCUCAUUCAGGGAGUAAAGGGCCUGCUGUCCUUCAUGAGUGCUCCUCUUAUUGGAGCGCUGUCAGACGUGUGGGGCAGGAAGUCCUUCCUCCUUCUGACCGUGUUCUUUACCUGUGCACCCAUCCCUCUGAUGCGCAUCAGCCCCAGGUGGUAUUUUGCACUGAUCUCCCUGUCAGGAUUGUUCUCGGUCACAUUCUCUGUGAUCUUUGCAUAUGUGGCGGACAUCACUGAGGAGCAAGAGAGGAGCACAGCAUACGGCCUGGUGUCUGCAACUUUUGCAGCGAGUCUGGUGACGAGUCCCGCUAUCGGUGCUUACCUGUCGGCCACAUAUGGGGACAGCCUGGUGGUUCUUGUGGCAACCAUCAUCGCAGUGCUGGACAUUUGCUUUGUGCUGCUGGUGGUGCCAGAGUCGCUGCCUGACAAGAUGCGCCUCUCCUCCUGGGGCUCCCCUAUCUCCUGGGAGCAGGCCGACCCCUUUGCUUCCCUGCGAAAGGUGGGGAAGGACACCACGGUGCUGCUCAUCUGUGUGACUGUGUUCCUGUCCUACCUGCCCGAGGCAGGCCAGUACUCCAGCUUCUUCCUCUACCUGAGACAGGUCAUCGACUUUAGCUCUGCAACCAUAGCUGCUUACAUAGCCAUGGUUGGGAUCUUGUCCAUCAUAGCUCAGACUCUGCUGCUGAGUGUCCUGAUGAGGACCAUUGGGAAUAAGAACACGGUGUUGUUAGGGCUGGGCUUUCAACUCUUCCAGCUGGCCUGGUAUGGCUUUGGCUCUGAACCAUGGAUGAUGUGGGCUGCAGGCACAGUGGCUGCCAUGUCCAGCAUAUCCUUCCCAGCUGUCAGCGCUCUUGUCUCCAACUGUACAGACCCUGCCCAACAAGGUGCAGUACAGGGCAUGAUUACAGGAAUCCGUGGUCUUUGCAAUGGCCUUGGCCCGGCCCUUUUUGGCUUCAUCUUCUUCCUGUUUAAUGUGGAGCUCAAUGAGAUCGACCCCACAGGCAGCAGCCAGAGCAGUAUACCCAAAGACCCUAAUGAGAAGCCUGUGAUCCCGGGCCCCCCGUUCCUGUUUGGAGCGUGCUCGGUGGUGCUGGCCCUCAUGGUGGCCGUGUUCAUCCCCCAGCAGCCCUGUGUGGCCGUCAAGACCUGCUCCGCCUCCAGCGCUCGCCCCUCCUCGGCCACCAGCCUGCAGUGCCACGUCCCCUCCCCCAGCGACGACGACAUCGAGCCACUCCUGCAGGACAGCAGCAUGUGAACGUGACCCCCCCCACCGCCACCGGACCACGACUGGAAGAACCUCCACCAGCAGCAGAGGCCAGGCUUUAUGGGGUUUGGAGAUUUCUUUCCCUCCGAUUUGAAUUUACGGUUUGACACUCUGUUAUGAAGCGACUGUUUAUUAGUUACAUUUUGAACAUAUGGGAUUCAGGGCGGUGUUUUUAGAUGGAAACAUUUUAGGGUUGUGUGUGUGUGUGUGUGGGAGGGUGGGGUCCUUUUAAAGCACCUUGUUCUAGGAAUGAGUGAUUAACAGCAGCAAGAUGAGUAGGAGAUGUGAUGGUGUGAUCCUUUUCAUCAGAAUAUGUGCCUUUUUAUGACGUGUUAUUUUUAUUUCCAAUGUCCUCUGGCAUUUCUUAAGUUUCCACUUAAUGUACUGCAUUUAUCCUGCAUACUGUGUCCAGUCAUGGAAAUGUUAUAGAUGGUUUCAGACAUACGGCAUCCUGUACUUUCUCACACUGCCCUGGAAAUAGAUAGCAGUAUAGAUGAUAUCAAAGCUUUGUGUCAUGACUGUCAUGAUGGUGGACAUCUGUUUCACAAUCUGGUUGUAGUGUUCUGAAAACACAGGUGCCUAUGGAGUCAAGUAGCUGGUGUUACAAUGCAGACUUUGAUGGAAUAAUUGCAGUUCGUAGUACUGGUUUGCUGUGGUAAACAGCAAACUUUACCAUUCUCCAAUGUAUCAGUUGUAAAAUGCAGUUUUCAGUCAACAAAUUCAAAAAUUCAUAGGAUGUACAAUUCUGUGUUCUUGUUUGUAAAAAGGCCACAGAACAGAAGUGUUCCAUAAAAACUGUAUUGAAUUGUGAAAAACGCAAUCUGGAUAAGAUGUUAUUAGAUCAUUGCAUUCCGCUGCUUACUACCUCUUUGUAGGGGGCAUAUGGGUCAUUCAUGUUAAAUCCCAACUGAUCUCCCUUCAUACUUUAUGUACAUUUCAUUUAUGGAACUCAGCAACUAGUGUGCAAAACAUUAAGCCUGUACCUUCAGUAUCUGAGAUAGAAACCUUUUCGAAGGGAAUGUGGCAUAUGUAAUAACUUAAUAAAUACAGUUUGGUUCAAGAUUACCUUAUUAUUGGGCAUAUGCUAAUUAAAAUGUGGUCAUUAUAGUGGUAUUUGUUAUUGUAGACUUUUAUUAAUCUAGGUGUCACUUUUUAGUGCGUCACACCAUUUCUUUCAGAUAUGCACCUAGUUGCUAAGACAGUACUAUUACAUGACUAUUCAGUAUGAUGUCAUAUUGGGUAAAAGUUGCUCCAAAGCAGUAAAUAUUUUCAAAUACAAUUUUCAACAAAGUAUAGUAAAUGUACAACUGUAGGGCAACUUGAAUAUUUUCAUGAAUUGUUCAAAUGUAAUGACAUUUUUUUUUUAACAAUGUUCACUGUAAGAUAAACCUCAGUAUCUCAGGGUACAAGGUACAAGCUUACAUUUUUGCACAUGAGUUGUUUGGUACAUUGAUGAUGUUUACACAAAGUUGGGUGCAAAUACAAGAUGGUCAGUUUGGACAUUUUUCUAAAAACAUUUUAUUUGACAUGGAAUUGCCCAUAUGUGUAAAGACGUUAGACGUUUCAGACCUGAACAAACAAAUGCUUCCAAUUUUCCACCUGCUGCCAGGCCAUGUGCGUAACAUAUCAAGCUCAUAUUUUACUUGGGCAUUGGCGUACCUGCGCUGUAGAAUUUAAAGACAUCUAGAGAUUGUCAAGGCAUAACAGAUAUUAGCCAAUGGUUUAAGCUUAGAUCCCUAAUAAUGUGUUACAACCUACUUUGAAGUUACUUGUGCCAUUACAAUCACUACCUUGGUUUGGCCUUGGUUUUGCUUAAUUUUUAUUUCAGUUAAAUGAAUGUAAUUAGUCACAUGCAGUGCAUAUAUCACAAUAAGACACUUUGAUUAGUGGUGGUGAGCAGUCCUCCCUUCACUUUGGUUAAUAAAUGCGCAAUGCCAGCAACAUUCAGGCCCCUCUGAAAUCCCCUGCCCUGCAUCUUAACAGCUACCUCAAACCUCUUUUUGUCUUUUUUGAUAGUUUUGCAUAAACGGUCUUCUAUAUCUCAAUGUUUUUUUGCGCGCUCAACAAGCAGUGGUACAGCCAUGCAUAGCACAACUGCAAAACUUUACAAACCUGAAUUUAUGCAUACAGUCAUGCACACACAAACAGACAUAAAAUGCAUCUGUGUUAACUGGUAUUCAGCCUGGUGAUCCUUCUGAUCAAUUUGAUCCAAAUGAUCUAUUCAGCCUGGUGAUCCUACUGACCCUAACCGCCGUAUUCUCCCUAAUGCGCGGAGUCAAAUUAAGCGACUAUGCACUUUUUAGCCUGGAAUUAAAUGCCAUUGUUGAGGUUGAGAAAAUCCAUCUUUGCCAUUUUCAUAACAGCCAAGAUGAAUGAGGUUGUGGCUCAGUCUGGUUCUAUUCUAAUUAAAUCAAAUCAAAUGAAAUCAGACUAAGUAAGUCUGACUGUGCAUACACAUUGCGGAUGUGACAAGUGCGGAUGGGAGAAAGCAUGUUGGUCAAAAUCAUGCAACUGGAUAAUUCGACUAUUAGUUAUUGAAUAUUUAGUUAACACAAACCAAUCAUACACAUUGGUAGAUUUUGAAGUUUAUCUUUUGGUCUUCUAAGCUUAAACGUCAAGCUUUUCAAGGAUCCCUUGUCAUUCAUUAGUCAUGAGAAACUAUAGCAAGUGGUAUGACAAAUCUUUUACAAGUAAGCAUCGAUGCCUUCUAAAGGAUCCUUAAUUAAAUGAUUGGCUCUCCGUAAGCAGAUGCCUUAGAUGUUAGCACUCAGCUGGUGUGAACUCUCUUGGCACAGACAUGGGUGUGCUUCUCCCAUCAAAUACAUUCAAAAUUCCAUCAAUGACCAUAAUGCAUAAGAAAGCUUUAGAUAGAAUUGAUUGCUUUAGAUAAUUUACCAUCAAAAUGUUCACAUCCCAGUGGCCAUGGUACAUUUCUUUGCUCUGUUCUAACUAACUCCCUAAAGAUUAAUUAUGAUGGAGAGUCAUGGGUUAGUCAAGACUAAUAUGUCUGUUAAAUGUCAGCAUUUAACCACCAAUGGCAUUGAACAGGCAGUGGCUGAUUCUCUUGACUGAAUCAAUAGUUGUGUAGCUCUAUGCCACAGUUUGACACAUGUAGCAGAGUUGCCAGGGGGAAUUGAGAUGUUAUGUUUAUGACUUUAUCACUCUUUUAUAAUAUAAUAAUAAUGGGUUUGCUCCUCAGUCUCAGCAGUAGCAUAUAGAGCGCUAUCUGUGCUGCACUAUUUUUAGUUGCACAUGGUAUUUUCUGCAGGGUAAGAACCAUAAAUGUCAAAUAAGUCACAUUCCUGUCCUAGCUUGCCACUAUAUGUAAGUUUAAAUUAAAAUACAGAUAAAAACAAAGCUUAUCAUAUCUUUACAAUAAAAUAAUUUAAGAUAAUGCUAUAUUAUAAAAGGUUACUGCACACAUAACAGUACUGGCCCCAGCAGGUUUCAGAAAUUGUGAUUGUUAAUAGAUAAUUACAGGUUUCAGCCAGGAACAUCUCAUCUUUCCACAGAAAGCAUUCAAAGGUGUAUAUUCAAAAAAGGCUGUCUGCUGGAUACAACUAACUUCAGGUAUCCCGCCAUAGCUACCUGUUACAUUUAACCUGUAUUUAUGUAAUGGAAUGUCUUAAUAGUCAGCAAUGCAGUAUUCUAUUGUAUUGUGUGUAAUUACUUCUGUAAAGGCAUUUGCACAUCAUUGUUGGUGGAUGUGAAAUGUAACAUAUCUUUUCAAAAUGUAGCCAAACAAUCUAGAUCUUGAUUUGUUUUUGCAAUUUUUUUGUAAAAAUAAGCAGCACUUUGUAUAUUAGGAUAUUAUUGCAGCCAUGUGUUUAUAUUUGCUGUGCAACAAUCUUUAUGUAUUAAGUCAAUGGUUACUAGCAUCAUUUCUUGAGAUUUCCUUGGUUCAUGAGUGGUCCUUUGCAGUGUAUAUGAUGCUUUAAUUUCUUUAAUACAACAUCUUCUCUUUUGAUAAAAUGUGCCUGAUAUAUACAACAUAAAAUAUGUUAAUAAAAAAUGGCAAUAUUUUUUGAUUGUCACUGUUAUACCUUCU